Neolamprologus brichardi is the source of this 987-nucleotide messenger RNA. Its product is annotated as V-set and Ig domain-containing protein. The record is from RefSeq and is a predicted model, not a curated record. Lineage: Eukaryota; Metazoa; Chordata; Actinopteri; Cichliformes; Cichlidae. Gene Ontology annotation, biological process: regulation of actin cytoskeleton organization; regulation of osteoclast development; regulation of bone resorption. Gene Ontology annotation, cellular component: plasma membrane.
AUGGACGCCCGGCUGCUCUGCAGCACUCUGACUCUGCUGCUGUCCGUCACACGAGCCCUCAGCUCUGCAGAAGACGGCUGGUUUGUGACGGUUCAGCCAGAGGUACGAGGCAUCGAGGGCUACCCGGUGGUGCUGCCGUGCACCUUCGGCCAUCCGCAGCACUCCCAGCAUUCCUCCCUGCAGGUCAUGUGGCGUCUGGGCCACGGGCAGGGAGCCACCGUCCUGUACCGCUGCACCAGCCGGUCCGGAGCCCCCACCUGUGAGCCGGGGCCGAAGCAGGACCAGCGCUAUCGGCUGGAGGGAAACCCGAGGGAGCACGACCUGUCGCUGCGCAUCAGUAACACCAUCCUGCAGGAUAACGGACGCUACUACUGCCGAGUGGAGGUUCAAGGACGAGAACACAUCAGCUUCGAGGACAAGAUGGGGACCAGACUGAGAGUGGAAGCUCCUCCAAAGAUCCUGGGCCUGUCGGUGGAGGGCACCGAGCAGUCCGGCUACAGAGCGCUGUGUCGGGUCCAGGGCUCCCCGCUGCCGGACGUCCAGUGGCUCGGCCCGGACGACCUGCUGGAGGGCUCUCUGCUCAGGCCGCUGGCUCAGGGCUCCACCGGCCACUACCACACCGUCAGCCAGCUGAGAGACGUGGAGCCAGGCCAACAGUACACCUGCAGCACCUCCAACCCACUGGGUAAAGAGCAGGCCACCCUGUAUGUCCUGCCCCCCCAGCCCCCUCUCUCUCUGGCCGGGGCUUCACCUCCUCUCCUGCUCCUCCUGUCAGUGUCUCUGGGGGCAAAAGUCCUCCUGCUGGUGGGGAUGGGGGUGUGGAUGGUGCAGGGCGGAGCUCUGCAGGGGCUCAGCUGCUGGAGGAAAUGACUGAUGCCAGUCAUAUAAUCAUGAGAAAGUAUAUGUAAUCAUUGAGUUAGAACAGUGUGAUCAGCUGAUCAAACAGCCAGUAAAUUAUGUAUGAUUCCUGCUUCGAGCUGAUUGGGU